CUGGCCUUUUGGGCGGAGCUCUUUGUUUGAUUUUGGUGUCAACCUGCUCUCCCGCGCACCCUGUGAAAGGCUGCUGGUUCGCGAGUUUCAUGGGCAGACGAAACGAGGAUUGAAUCUUUGCUAUUACACAUCAGAAUGGCUGAACACCCGUUGUGGGAACAAAUUGGCAGAGGUUUUGUGCAUCAUUAUUAUCAACAGUUUGAUGUAGACCGAACACAGCUUGGGACUCUGUAUAGUGACUGUUCCUGCUUAACAUGGGAAGGACAACCUUUCCAGGGGAAAGCUGCAAUAAUGGAGAAAAUAGCUAGCCUACCGUUUCAGAAAAUUCAGCAUAGUAUAACUGCAGAAGACCAUCAACCAGCACCAGAUAGCUGUGUUCUAAGUAUGGUUGUAGGGCAGCUAAAGGUGGAUGAUGAUCCAGUGAUGGGUUUUCAUCAGUUAUUCCUUCUGAAAAAUGAUAAUGAUAAGUGGAUCUGCACAAAUGACAUGUUCAGAUUGGCUUUACAUAACUUUUGCUAGGCUUGAUUUGCAACUGUAGUCAGAUUUCAAUAAACCAGUUGUCUUUCGUCUGAUACAGUGAAGCAGUGUAUUCACAUGGGCACUGUCGUGAUGCAGGACCAAUGUAAUGAACUGAAUUGCUUAAUGAAAUUGGUUGCAGUAUUUUGUCUACUAGAUUUUCAAUCUGUUCAGCAUUCAAAGGUCAAAUAGAUGAUCACAGUGUUAACUCAUCCAGUGAAUGAAAAUGACAAUGUUUGAAGUUAUCUGUAAAUGGUUUCUGUGAGUGUCAUUUUUUUCAUGAAAUAUUUGAAUCUUGGACUUUACUGGUUGGAUAUAUCAAAAUUUGUUCUCAGACGUGCUUCAUUUGAUUUUUGCAGAACGAA
This is a messenger RNA of Stegostoma tigrinum, 881 nucleotides long. RefSeq names its product nuclear transport factor 2-like. Gene Ontology annotation, biological process: protein import into nucleus. Bases 136 to 519 code for a protein of 127 amino acids. The transcript has 5 exons. Gene Ontology annotation, cellular component: nuclear pore central transport channel. The record is from RefSeq and is a predicted model, not a curated record. Lineage: Eukaryota; Metazoa; Chordata; Chondrichthyes; Orectolobiformes; Stegostomatidae.